Molecule: messenger RNA, 3982 nt
Organism: Limanda limanda (common dab)
Lineage: Eukaryota; Metazoa; Chordata; Actinopteri; Pleuronectiformes; Pleuronectidae
Product: integrin alpha-M-like
Exons: 32
Coding region: 1-3567 (1188 amino acids)
Biological process (GO): cell-matrix adhesion; integrin-mediated signaling pathway; cell-cell adhesion
Cellular component (GO): external side of plasma membrane; integrin complex
Molecular function (GO): integrin binding
Source: RefSeq, a predicted model, not a curated record
AUGAGAGACCAGCGUCAUAUUUUCCUUCUCACCUACAUGGUAGCGCUUGCCGCCCCUCUUUCCUUGGCUUUCAACAUUGAUGCAACAAAUCCUGAUGUCUAUGCUGGUGAAAAGAAAGAUUUCUUUGGAUACAAAGUGCUUCAGUUCACGUCUGGCACAGACAAAGGGAUAAUCGUCACUGCGCCGCUGCAGCUCAAUGGAUCUGGAGGAGUAUGCAGACCUUACAAAAACCGAAGCACCCAGUGUUUCAAUGCUGAAGACAUCACUGUGAAAGACGAAACGUUACCAGUGAAGCUCCUCGGCCUGUCGAUCGCCACAGACUCCACAAGCUCCCAGUUCACUGUUUGCAGCCCAAGUGUAGCCCAUGAAUGUAAUGAAAACUCCUAUCUGAACACUGUGUGUUACAAGAUGACAUAUAGUCUUCAGACAAUCUCCUCUUUCACUCCUGCUUUCCAAGAAUGUACCAAAAAGACAGUGGACCUUGUCUUUCUUGUUGAUGGAUCAGGCAGUAUGACCGGAACUGAGUUCAGAAAAAGUAAAGAUUUCAUAGUGGAUAUAAUGGCCAGCCUUAAGAACACAUCAAUCAAGUUCUCAGCAGUUCAGUUCUCCUCAAAGCACAGAACGGUAUUUGACUUCAACGACUAUCAAGAUGGCAGCGCUCUUGAAAAACUAAUGAAAGAACCCCACAUGGAGGAUCAGACCAACACACAUGGAGCCCUCGAAUUUGUGAUGAUAAAUAUCUUUGAAAACCUAACUGCAGGUGCCUCUCCUGAUGCAAUUAAAGUUCUGGUAAUGAUCACAGAUGGGAAUCCCAGUGACAGAGACAAAGGGAUUAUUAAAAAAUAUGAUGAGAAACAGAUCAUUCGCUUUGUCAUUGGGGUCAAAGACUUCUCGUUAGAAAGAUUCACAGCCAUUGCUUCAAAACCAGCAGAGGACUAUGUCUUUCCAAUCGAGAACUACAACGGACUGGAAGGAAUACUGGAAAAGUUUCAAAAAAGGAUUUUUAAAAUGGAAGGAGGAGACUUGAAGGAGGAAAUGGCUCAGAGUGGAUUCAGUGCUGUCUUCUAUAACAAUACGUUGAUCCUGGGUUCAGUGGGCUCAAAGAGCUGGGGGGGCUCUCUCAGAGAGAUCCAUGAAGGAAAAGAAACACAAAUUGAAGAUCCACUAAUGAAGAAGGACUCCUACAUGGGAUACUCCAUCUCUGUUGGCAAGAGGGACAAUGCUUCUCUAUACUUUGCGGGUGCACCAAGAUUUGAGCACACAGGACAGGUCCUACUUUUCAGACGUGAUGGUGGUAAUUGGACCGCAGCCCAAUCACUAAAUGGUACCCAGAUUGGCUCCUACUUUGGUGCAGAGCUGUGCUCAGUAGAUAUCGACUCAGAUGGUAACACUGACUUCCUGUUGGUGGGAGCUCCCCUGUUCUAUCAGCCCCAUGAGAAGAAAGAAGGCCGGAUCUAUGUCUACAUACUGUCUGAGGAGAUGCAACUGGAAAUUGUACUAAAUGUGACAGCAUCCAUGGGCAGAUUUGGCACCACCAUUUCCAGCCUUGCGGAUCUUAACGGAGACGAACUCCGAGACGUUGCUGUUGGAGCCCCCCUUGAGGAUGAUAACAGAGGGGCUGUGUACAUCUACCUUGGUGACAGACGCAAUGGCAUACGCAGCAAUUUCAGCCAGAGAAUCAUGGGACAGGGAAUAAGACCUGAGAUGAGAUUCUUCGGACAGGCCAUUGAUGGGCGCAUUGACCUCGGAGAGGACGGACUUCCAGAUAUUUUGAUCGGAUCCCAGGGCAUGGCUGUUGUCUUGAGGUCCCGUCCUGUCUUCAACGUCACCGCACAUCUCUCUUUUCUUCCUAAGGAAAUAAGCACUGAGGAGAUUAACUGUGUGGACCAAACAGAUGAAAGUGUACCCAUGGGGAUCUUAAAAGUCUGCUUUGAAAUGGUAGAAAACACAAAGAGCAACGCUGACGUGAUGAGCUCAGGACUGAACAUCUCAUACAUGCUUAAUGUGGAUCCAGUGAGACAAACCUACCGAGGUUUCUUUGGAAAUGACAAGAAAGCCAGGAGUCUUACUUCCACCUGCAACCUGACGGCUAAUGAAACUUGCUUCCAGUACCCUGUCAACAUGCCUAAAUGUCUGAAAGACACUUUUUCACCCAUCACCAUCAAAUUCAACUUUUCCCAAGUCGACAUUGAGAGUGCGAGUGCCGUCCUGAACGUGGACAGCAGCAGGUCGGCUAGUGUUGAGGCAACGUUUAUAACUACUUUCCUCAUCAUGCCCGAGUACGAGUGGAACGACACAAUCGUGAUGACCGUUACUGAAAAAAGGUUCCCUUUGAAAAGCAAUGUGCAAAAAAACGACAACUGUGUUGCUGAGCUCGAGGUGGAUUUCAACUUCAUGACUCCUGCCUUAUUGGUGGCAGAAGAUAGCUACUUCAACGUGAGUGUAAAACUGUCCAAUUAUGGUGAUGAUUCAUACAACACCAGCCUCACCAUGCACUAUCUUCCUGGCCUCUCCUUCUCCAGGAUGAUUAUUACAGAGGCGACUAGACCAACGCUCCACAGCUGUCAUGAUCUUGACGGGGUGCUUGACAAAACUGUGUGCGGCGUCGGCCUUCCUGUGUAUCGCAGCAGAUCUGCUGCAACAUUUAUAACUACUUUCCUCAUCAUGCCCGAGUACGAGUGGAACGACACAAUCGUGAUGACCGUUACUGGAAGAAGUGAUAACGCGAACAUCACCGAGAGCAAUACCCUGACCAAAAGUAUCCCACUGCAAUUUGAAAUUAAAAUGGGACUGACAGUGAAAGAAGGCACCACCACAUAUCUGAACUUCACAGCAGAAGAGGCUGCACCUAAAAAAAUGGAGAUUAUAUACCAGAUUUAUAAUCCAGGUUUUAAGGCUUUUCCUGUCAACGUGUCUCUGUUCUUCCCAACGCAACUGGAACAUAACUUUGAAAUGAAGGAUUAUCAAGUGUUUGUCCAGCAGAACAAAACUCAAUGCAGAAUCCCUGAUCUCAAAGCUGAUCACUGCUCGCCAGAAGAACACCACAAAAUCAUUGCAUGUGACACAUUCAUCCUGGACAAGGAGUCGUCCACUGAGUUCACAUUGUCAGGAGAAGCACAUUUUAGGGAUCUCGAAAAGCAUGCAGAGAAUAAUGCCUUUCUGAAACGAUACACCGGAGACAGCGGGGAGGUGAAAUUCAAAAGCUCCAUAGGUGUUGAAUUUGACGGGCGACACUACGUGCUGGUUUCUCGUAAACAAGAGAGAAAAGAUGGAUUUAUGGAGACGUCUCAUAAAUCUUGCUCAUGGAAAGACAACGAUCCAACCAUGAAAUGGAGUGAAGUUCUGGUUGAGUUCAUAAUUCUCCCCAAUCGACUGCUCAGCAUCUUUACUGGAGUUGGAUUGGGUUUGUUGUUUCUCAUCAUAACCACAAUCAUCAUGUGUAAGCUUGGUUGCUUCAAGAGGAAGACGUUUUAUGAAGAAGAGGAGACAGAUGUUGUUCUUCUGGCUUACACUCCCAAAGAGUCUGCCUUUGACCCCAUAGUACCAUCUGCUACGAUUCAAUCCUAAUUUUCUAACCCCAAAAAACUCUUCUCCAUCUUUUCAAACCUGUUAUCGCAUUACUGAUGUCCCAUACCUGCAGUAGGUCGCAUGAUGACAACCGUGUAAAGGAAAUGCUUUUUUUAAAAUAUUUUAUCAAAUCAUUAAAUGUUUUUGGAGCACUUUUAUUCCAUGUAAUACCAUGGUUGUGUUAUAUCAGGCACAACAAAGUUAUGUGAAAACUCGUCCUCAACACAGAAGAGACACAAGUUUAACUUGCAGGUAGCGUCACAUGAAGCCUGGUCACAUGAUCCCUGUGUCCGGCCUAGGGUGCCGUCUAUACUAAUGUAUAUUUACACUGUAAAAUACUGUAACAUUAAUACUAGUCAGCCUUUACCUAUUUGUAAUCUUCGGCACAGGUUUUAUCUCCUUGUUUAUGCAAUGU